Molecule: messenger RNA, 538 nt
Organism: Somion occarium
Lineage: Eukaryota; Fungi; Basidiomycota; Agaricomycetes; Polyporales; Cerrenaceae
Source: the annotation of a GenBank genome assembly
UCACUCUCGCGACUGUCUUUCACAAUGAGCUCCAAUGACGCGAGGUCCUACCAAUCCGGGGAUCGCGCUUCAGACCUCCUUGAGCAAGCUCAGCCUGACACCGUCGAUGAUGAUAUCGCGCCGCUGCCCGAACCACGUCUCCCCGACCUAGAGUUGCCACAGUCAGAGCUCGAUCUCACCGUGACCUUUGAAAGCCUCCUCUCGGAGGUGACCGGCAAAACUGCAGAACCAGAGGAAACGCAAAAGGUCCAGAAACGCGCCAGUAACGUGCUAAAGUUGGCACAGGAGAAUGCGAAGCUGCAGGAGGAGCUCCGGGCCAUGAACGAGAGGCUAGAGGCAGCGCAACGGAGACAAGAGGAGCUAGGUCGGAAGUUACAAAGUCGUCCAACUUCAUAAGCUGGAAGGUCAUGAUCACAUCUGGAUUCCUGGAAAAUUAUCAAACUGUAUACCAUGUCGUCGUGCGAACCCACGCCCUUUGUGUAUCUCAUACCCCCGGAGCUGCUAACUUAUGUCCUGGCAAUAAUUCUCAUAACUUUGG